Messenger RNA from Ipomoea nil (Japanese morning glory), 1358 nucleotides. Its product is annotated as septum-promoting GTP-binding protein 1-like. Lineage: Eukaryota; Viridiplantae; Streptophyta; Magnoliopsida; Solanales; Convolvulaceae. The record is from RefSeq and is a predicted model, not a curated record. Gene Ontology annotation, molecular function: GTPase activity; GTP binding. The transcript has 7 exons. The coding region runs from base 177 to 1007 and encodes 276 amino acids.
UUGGAAAAAAAAAGGGGAAGCAAUAAAUGACGAUCAAAAUAAAUUCAAAUAUUCUCUACAAAAGAUGAGAGAGAUCCUGUCACCAUUACUACUUUCAUGGCGAAGGCAAGAAGCUAGAGGUUGAGGAGGCCAACAAAAAGAUUGAUUGAAGAAGACGACCGCCGCCGCCGACGACGAUGGCUCAUCUCAGCGUGAAGAGAAAACUUCUGUUGAGGACCUCAAUUCUGCAGAAAUACCUCACUCGCCUCUGGCGACAAAUCCUUGCUCGCCGGGUUCACAAGUCCGCCAAGUACCGCCAGUUGCCCCGCACCACAUCCGCCGCCUCCGCCGUGAUACCCCCUGCGGUCUCCCUGCCGCGCGACGCCGCCGUCGAAUGCAGCUUCUCCGCCUCCGCCUCCGACCCGCCCCGCUUCGAUCUCGACAAGGACGCCUCCGAUUUGGUCGCCUUGAAGAUUAGCCUCUUGGGCGAUAACCAAAUUGGCAAGACCAGUUUUCUGACCAAGUACGUAGGGAAAGAGAAAGGGAAGGCAGGGAUUUCAAGAAAUGGAUUGAAUCAGAUGGAUAAGACAAUUAAUGUCAAAGGGGCUCAGAUAUCUUACAACAUCUGGGAAGUAGAAGGCACAGAUUUUUCAUCUCAGUACCAUAUUCGUGCUGCUUGUAAAGACUCUGUUGCCAUGUUGUUCAUGUUUGAUCUCACUAGUAGGUGCACCCUCAAUAGUAUUUUAGGGUGGUUCCAACAAGCCAGAAGAUGGAAUCAGGCAGCAAUUCCUGUGAUGAUUGGGACAAAGUUUGAUGAUUUCGUCGAACUGCCUUUAGAUUUGCAGUGGACAAUUGCUAGUGAGGCAAGAGCAUAUGCAAAGGCACUGAAUGCUACCUUGUUCUUCUCUAGUGCAACCUACAACAUCAAUGUGAAUAAGAUCUUCAAGUUUGUCACAGCGAAGCUCUUCAACUUGCCAUGGAAAGUGGAGAGGAAUCUGACGGUGGGAGAACCCAUGAUUGAUUACUAGGCCUCAUCUCCACCAUCCCAUUUGGUGUCAUUGUAGAUAAACACGCCAUUUAUUUCCCUGCAGAAUAAUUUACACUGUCAACCAGUCGCUAGAUUAGUCAGUGAGACCAGUAAAUGUAGCAUGUCCAGCGAUUCGGGUUGUUUUCAUUUCGUUUUUUUUCACGAUGGAGUUUCUUUCAGGUUAGGGGCAAUAGUCUUGAACUCCAUGCUUUCAUUCUUCUUUCUUUGGUAAGGAAAACAAAAAAAAAAAGCCGGCCUCUUUGCUUUGUGGUCCUCUAAAAUUGUCUGUAAAUCGCCAUAAGUUUCUUGUUUAUUUCCUUCUCUGAAAAGAAAUUGCAGAGCUUAGUCUUUU